Molecule: messenger RNA, 2214 nt
Organism: Suillus subaureus
Lineage: Eukaryota; Fungi; Basidiomycota; Agaricomycetes; Boletales; Suillaceae
Product: copper amine oxidase
Exons: 12
Coding region: 1-2214 (737 amino acids)
Biological process (GO): amine metabolic process
Molecular function (GO): primary methylamine oxidase activity; copper ion binding; quinone binding
Source: RefSeq, a predicted model, not a curated record
AUGGCUCCUUCAGCCUCCCCUGCUACCGCUACGACGGUCCACACCGUGACAGCAACCCCGACCAAGAAGUUUAAACACCCCCUAGACCCCUUGACUCCAGAUGAGAUCAAUGCAGUGUCUCUGGCGAUCCGGCUGCAUACUACCGCAAAUACCCCAAUCAAGGCCGUCCGUUUCAUCACCUGCACUCUUAUCCCGCCGCCGAAGAAGGCCGUCCUUGCGGCACUAGGAAUCCCUCUUAUACCGGGCGGCAAGCCCGAAGCGCCCACUCCGAUCGUGAGGAAAGCCGAAAGUGAUUUCUUGGACGUGGUCGACGGGGGUACAUAUAACGCCGUUCUGUCUUUUGAAGAUGGCACAUGGAACGUCGAUACCUGCGGGUUAGUCGCAGAAGGCGCAGAACCUCAGAUUUCUCCUGAGGAGCUUGCUUUCUGUGAGCACGUUGUGCGCAGAGAUCCCACAGUUCAAGCCCUCGCGAAAGAAGUUGGAGUGCUACCUGAACAAAUAUAUGCUGACGGUUGGGCCAUUGGUUAUGAUGACCGCUUCCCAAAACACACUCGCUUGCAACAAGCUUUCGUCUUCGCUCGUUACUCUGAGCAUGAGAACCUUUAUGCCCACCCCUUGGACUUUGUCGUAGUCAUCGACUCUCUCGCAGAGAAGGUUGUCCAGAUUGACUUCCCACCGACUUACAAGAGGGCCAAGGACGGUUCUGCAGAGUUGGGUGUCUCGAGUACAGCACCGUGUCCAUUGUCCGAAGACUCUUUCACCGAGUCAAAACGAGAGCGCAUUCCACCUCCUGUCAAGUCUUUCGAUUUCCUACCGGAUCUCCUUCAGUCGGACCCGACUCACAAGCCUCGUGAUGAUAUCAAGCCUCUUCACGUCCUCCAGCCUGAGGGUGUGUCAUUUAAGAUGGAUGGCAAUGUGCUCGAGUGGCAGAAGUGGAAGAUGCACGUUGGAUUCAGCCAUCGCGAGGGUAUUGCGCUUUCGACAAUUACAUACAACGACGACGGCGAAAUUCGUCCUAUUAUGUAUCGUCUGUCGCUCGCAGAGAUGGUCGUUCCAUAUGGCGCACCGGAAUUCCCUCAUCCUCGCAAAUUCGCCUUUGACAGUGGUGAAUACGGUAUGGGAACCAUGGCAAACGAGCUUUCCUUAGGCUGUGAUUGCCUCGGACAAAUUCACUACCUCCCUGGGACGUAUGUCACACAUUCUGGGACUCCAUUUAUAAUCAAGAAUGCGAUAUGUAUUCAUGAGGAAGAUGCUGGUGUUCUUUGGAAGCACACUGACUAUCGUCCCGGUGGCCGUCAUCAGACAGUUCGCAGUAGGCGUCUAGUCGUCAGCAUGGUCUGCACGCUUGCAAACUACGAAUACAUCUGGAACUAUCAUUUUUAUCAAGACGGUAACAUUGAAGUUGAGAUCCGUCUUACCGGAAUUCUUCAGGUGUAUGUUGCUGGUCAAGACGAACCCAACCCUUACGGUACGACUAUCGCUCCGAACAUCAACGCACACAACCACCAGCACUUGUUCUCCGUUCGAGUCGACCCGAUGAUCGAUGGCCUCUACAACUCCGUCGUCGAGUCCGACAUUGUCCCUCUCAGCGCCCCCACUGGCUCAAAAGAGAACUUCGCAGGCAACGGUUUCCUUGUGAAGGACAAAGUACUCAAGUCUCAAGUGCAAGACGGCGCGCGCGACUUCGACUGGGCUCGUGAACGUCGUUGGCGCAUCACAAACGGGGCACGGACGCAUGGUUCAUCAGGCAAGGCUGCAAGUUAUGCUAUCAUGAUGAAGGGAGGUGUGCUUCCACUUAUGGCGCAUACUGACUCCUGGGUUGCUCGUCGUGCUUCAUUUGCUCACAAGACGUUGUGGGUUGUAAGAGACAAAGAGGGUGUAGAUGGUGGCAGGAUGUGGCCAAGUGGAAAGUACGUCCCACAGACUCGUGAGGAGCCUGAGGACUCUGUUGGCAGAUGGGUCAAAGAUGGAAACGGAAGCAUCGAGAACGAGGACAUUGUGCUCUACCUGACUGUCGGCACGACUCACAUUCCUCGCCCUGAGGAUUGGCCUGUCAUGCCAGUUGAGCACGUUAAUUUGUUGUUCAAACCUAACAAUUUCUUCACGAAGAACCCGAGCAUGGAUGUUCCAGGAACCAAUGACCCGAUGAGCAAGCCAGCCUUCAAUGGAGCGAACGGCGCCAACGGCACGAACGGCGCUUGCUGCUCGUAUUAA